GGUAUUAUAGUCAAAUCGUUGAAAGUUUAAGUAUCCCCAAAACUAUUCAGAAAAAUAAGCAUUGUCGCCAAACAUCUCUCUCUGUUUGACAAAAACAAACAUCUCUCUCUCUGUGACAAGCACAAAAGAAUGAAACGCCGAUUCGAAGGCGGACCAGGAGAAUCCGCGGAGGGGGGGAAUCCAAUUCCGGCCCAAGCCACAAAGCUCCGAGAUAAGAAUAAAGAAAAAAUUUAUGUUAAAGACUCUCCGACAACUCAUCUCACAAAAGUAGAGGCUGCUCAAGACUCUCAGACUCAACUCCGGCUUGUUGAAACACAUUUAGUUAAUUUGAUUUUUUUUUUUUUUAUUUUUUUUUUGUUAUGGCCCACAUGCAGAUAAGAAUAAAGAAAAAAUUUCUGUUAAAGACUCUCCGACAACUCAUCUCACAAAAGUAGAGGCUGCUCAAGACUCUCAGACUCAACUCCAGCUUGUUGAAACAUAUUUAGUUAAUUUGACUUUUUUUUUUAUUUUAUUAUUAUUUUUUUUUGUUAUGGCCCACAUGCAGAUAAGAAUAAAGAAAAAAUUUCUGUUAAAGACUCUUCGACAACUCAUCUCACAAAAGUAGAGGCUGCUCAAGACUCUCAGACUCAACUCCAGCUUGUUGAAACAUAUUUAGUUAAUUUGAUUUUUUUUUUUUUUUUUUUUUUGUUAUGCCCCACAUGCAGAUAAGAAUAAAGAAAAAAUUUCUGUUAAAGACUCUCCGACAACUCAUCUCACAAAAGUAGAGGCUGCUCAAGACUCUCAGACUCAACUCCAGCUUGAGGAGAAGAAUACUCUUCCAUCUUUUCUUAGAGCAACUCCAGCGUUAGAGCCCUCCUCCCUGACAAUACACUAUUCAAUCCACCUAAUGAACAGUAACUGCCCUUAAUGAACAGAUGAUGUGGGAAUUCAAUCAGGAAGAGGAAGAAUUGUUUAACGAAUCAGAAGCAAUGUUCAAUCACCAGGGGGUAAGAAAUGAGAGGGAAGAGGAUGAGGAGCGUCAAAUGAGAGAUGACGAAGUAAGAAGGGGCAAAGCCUCACAUUUCCGUCGAGUCAUCGAAGCUGCGGCUCAGAUCUGCAGGCCCAGCCGUUCCAGAAACCUUGAUAGAAGCAGGCAACGACGAGGCCGGCCACUCGUGUAGAACUAGUAACUAUUUAUUACUUGUGUAGAACGUAAUUGAGCAUGAAGUAUAAGGUUAGAGGUGCAAUAUCAGCACUUAGGCAUACCAAGCAAUUCCCCAAACUUCUCGCUGAUUUUCAGAUAUCCAAACUUACGGAGACUAGAAUGUGUUAUAUAUGAAUUCUGCGGAUACCCGCGGACACGGCUUGCAUGGAGUAGUGUUAAGGUGUUGAAGGUUUGUGGAAAUCAGCUCGCAGCAGAUUUGACGAGUGGCUUUUUAAAUGACGGAUUUUCCCGGGUCGAAAAUGAGCUCGAAAAGUGAGCACCACAGCAUUGAACGAUAUAAAUCUAAGAAGAGCGGAUCGGGUACCAUAGUUUCGGCAAUGCUUCUAGACCUUGGCUUUACAUUGGGUUCGGAUGCGAGGAUCGUUGAUCUUGAUGACGAUAGAAUUAUACAAGAUCAGCUCAAAAUUCAAACCAUUCACAAAAGCCCACCGAUUCUUGGUUUGUUGUGCGGUGAUUUUGAAGCAGCUGAAAAUUUAGUUGAGCUUUUAAAAUCCAAGGCAAAUAAUGCAUCAAUUGAAGAGCUUGUUCAGUGUGGAAAGUCCUUUCUAGAACAACACCGUAGUAGGCAUGCAUUUACAACAUAUAUGUGCUACGUAAAAGAACGAGUUCCCAACGGCUAUAUUUUUUAUUUUGUACCUUAUUUCAAUCAUGUCAACAAAUGCGAGGAGGAUUAUACUUGCAAAUGUCCAAUGGUUGGAAUUAGACACGGUGCUAGGGAGUUGGAGCAUGGUUCUAUUUAUAAUGACGGAUCUGGUGCAAGUGAUGCACAAGAACAUUUAUCUAUGUCAUUUUUUGAUGGAAAAAUGGUGCAACAUGUUGAUGCCGCCGACGAUUACCAGAUUGCAAAUAUUAAGAAAAAAUUGAAGAUUAGUUUGAUACAAGCGAGAAUGAUCACCCGUUUAGCAAUGAUUCAUUCUUGUUUGAAGGAUAAUAAUUGCGGUGCGCCAUUUAGAGUGUGCAGUGUCAGUGUAGACGGAGCAAUCGAAAAGGAGGGACCAUAUGGGUUUGUAAAAACUUACCUGGAUUAUUUUCAAUUUUUGGAGGCUCACGACCGGACGACAUUAUUUUUAAUCUAUCGUCAAACACUUGAGGGCUCAAACUUUGGUGGAUUUGUAGUUGAAAAUAUUGGUUUACCUGUGAAAAAGAAGGGGCAUCGCGUGGCUUUGCUUGAGGGAGAUUUUUGCCUACAUCGCGUGAUCUUUAAGGAAGCAAAAGAUGUCAAUGCAUUUUUUGAUGAUGGUGAAGCGGUCACUGAAUGUCCACCAUUUAGCACCGACAAGUCUCAUUUGAAAACUUAUAAACUUGAUACGAGAGAGGUGAAGAAAAACAAGGAUAACGAGAUUAUUUUGGGAUUGAAGACAGCUAAGUUCUCAGAGCAAGAAGUGGCAAUGUUCCAAGACUUCGAAACAAUUUAUAUGGGAAAACCAACCAAAGACUUCUUGAAAUCUUUGAAAGAAGAAGUCACGUUGUUCGACGAGGAGUCUCCAUGAUAAUCAUAUCAAUGAUAAAUUAAAGUAGAAUAGGUUUUUAUUUUAAUAAAUAAAAGUAGGAUAGAUUUCUGCAACAGAAUUUGGGACUUCAUCUAUAUUUUCUACCUCUUUAAUUAUCUCUUCACUUGUUGUCUUUUUCUUCUUCAAACCAUCUUCUGCUUUUCCACCGUCCCACCUUUCUCUCCUGGUCGCGUUGAUAUCCAGUAGCUCCAGUUUCAUCUGAGCCGGAUGGCUGAGAUUUACGACGAUUUCAGUUGAAGUUGAAGCAGCUCAGGAGCUCCCGCCAGGCCGCGAUAGGGUUCCUAGUGGAAUCGCCGGCGCCGUCCCGCCGUCAAUAUCGAUGCGAUCUUACAAGCUGCCGAUGUGAUUCAAGCUGAGGACCCCAACGUCUCCAGAAUUCUGUGCGAGCAGGCAUAUAGUAUGGCGCAAAGCUGGAUCAGGAAAGUGAUGGCAGAGGUGUUCUUCAGUUUAACACCGGAUUGAUGUCUGCAAUCAAGCAAAAACUUGCAAAAAUAGAUGGGGGUCAAAUAGAUUGGAAUCCUGAUAUUCAGCACCUCUGGGGAUUUUUACCAGCGAUACAAGCGACAGCAUAGAGUCGAUGAUAUCCCAGAGACAGGAACAAAGAUGGCGUGAAUCUGGAACUUUUGGUGCUUACUUUGGCAAUAAUUUAGAAAUGAAAAAGACAAUUGCUACCUUGAGGCCCUUAGUUGAGUUGAUGGAGGUACUUAGCAAAGAUGCCGAUCCUAAUGGAGUUGGAAGACUUUCUUCGGGGGAGAUUAAACCUCUUGCUGAAUCUGGGACAAAGACGGGGGCCAAAUAGAUCAGAGUCGUGAUGUCAAGAGACAGGAAAAAGAAUGGUGUGGUGCGGCUUAAAAAUCAGAACUUGGGGAAGUAACGAACCGAUAUCUGUGAGUGUUGGGGUGGAAGAGAAAGAGUGUGUGUGUGGCUGAGAAAAACAACAAUCAAAGUGAGAGCUGGUGACUCAGGUUUAUGAUUGCCUUGCUGAUGCUGUGUUCUAUGUAAAAUGGGGAAAAGAGAGGAGUGCUCAAAUUUCCUUGUUUUGUUCUUGGAUGCUUUUGACAAACUCUUUUUCAUAUGAAUCUAUAUUUAUUUUGUUUGUGCA
Molecule: messenger RNA, 3817 nt
Organism: Pyrus x bretschneideri (Chinese white pear)
Lineage: Eukaryota; Viridiplantae; Streptophyta; Magnoliopsida; Rosales; Rosaceae
Exons: 13
Coding region: 1420-2694 (424 amino acids)
Source: RefSeq, a predicted model, not a curated record